AUGUUUUGGUUUCGGGGCUGUUCUUCCCUUACACAUUCUUACUGGAAUACGACAGAAUUAUUCCAGAAACACAGGAUUCCAAUUGAUCGUAUAUACUUCCAAUUUAAGGUGAUGGGGAAAGAGGUGGAGGAUAUCAUCAACGACUGUAUCAAGCCAAAUUUUGUCGAGCUUCCAGAGGUCAUUGAGACUCUCCCGACACCUAAUAUGCGGGGCAGAUACCAACUUGAUACCGAUGUUGAAGAGGAUCUCUCCCUCACCGAGGAACGUCACAACUCACAACUGAAGAGGUUUGAGGAUAAGACAAAUAAGAAGAAAGAGAUUACAAUGGAAGAAGCUGAUGAUGUCGGGGAACUUCCGUCCCUUGAUGAGAACAGCAUCGAGAGCAACGAUGACGUCAUAUACAAAAUGAUUCCGCGACAGUGCGAGGGCGGCACUUACACUUGGGGUUUCUUCUUGGAAGGUGCCCGAUGGGACAGAGAACAGCACUGUCUCGUGGAAAUGGCUCCCAAACAGCUUCAUGAUCAGCUUCCCAUAAUUCUUUUCCAACCUGCUGUAUUGCCUGAAGGGGCUACCUUAGGUUAA
Messenger RNA from Macrobrachium nipponense, 582 nucleotides. RefSeq lists its product as uncharacterized. Lineage: Eukaryota; Metazoa; Arthropoda; Malacostraca; Decapoda; Palaemonidae. Gene Ontology annotation, molecular function: dynein intermediate chain binding; minus-end-directed microtubule motor activity; dynein light intermediate chain binding. The record is from RefSeq and is a predicted model, not a curated record. Gene Ontology annotation, biological process: microtubule-based movement. Gene Ontology annotation, cellular component: dynein complex. Bases 1 to 582 code for a protein of 193 amino acids. The transcript has 4 exons.